Molecule: messenger RNA, 5571 nt
Organism: Capra hircus (goat)
Lineage: Eukaryota; Metazoa; Chordata; Mammalia; Artiodactyla; Bovidae
Gene: AREL1
Product: apoptosis resistant E3 ubiquitin protein ligase 1
Exons: 21
Coding region: 606-3077 (823 amino acids)
Biological process (GO): protein polyubiquitination; positive regulation of protein catabolic process; negative regulation of apoptotic process
Molecular function (GO): ubiquitin-protein transferase activity
Source: RefSeq, a predicted model, not a curated record
GCAGCGGGUUCCUAGCCGCCGGGCUGGGGAAUCUGGACUGGGUUCUCUUGAGUGGGAGGGUCUAGGGCCGUAUUUUCUGCAGGUGCUGCCACCGCCUCCCAGGGUAGCAGAGCUGCGACUUCGCCGUGCUGCACCCCCAGUUUGGUCUUGAAGAGAAAGAAUUGCUCAAGGCAUUCGACCCACAGUUUGAACACAUAAUUGGGCUUGGACUUCAUUCCAUUCACUAAUUGGCCUAACUUACUAAUGAUAGGAUCCUAAGACAGCAGACCCGAUGCACCCUUCUGCAGCUGACUGCACCCGGCAUUAGAAAGAGGUCCAGGGAUGAUGUUUUUGGGGAUUAUGUUUCUCUACCCAGGAAUUCAUGCAGUUCAUUCCAGAAACAUUGAUCCUCUGCUCGUGUGACACACCCUUCCUGAAGAUCUGAUGGACACUUUCUGUUGACCUUGCAGCUGUUUUUUCACGUGGAAGUUGGAAGACAAGGUGAAAGUGGCCGAAAGGUACCUGCUUUGGUGAAUAGACGUGCUCCCCUCGGUUCUUAGAACAUGGGCCCUCGUUUAAAGCUGCAGCUGUGAUCCUCGGCUGUCUGUUGGCACUGAAGGGACCUGAUGUUUUACGUUAUUGGUGGCAUCACAGUGUCUGUGGUUGCAUUCUUCUUCACAAUUAAGUUCCUCUUUGAGCUUGCCGCACGUGUAGUCAGCUUCCUUCAGAAUGAGGACCGCGAGCGCCGAGGGGACCGGACUAUAUAUGACUACGUGCGGGGAAAUUACCUGGAUCCCCGGUCUUGCAAAGUCUCCUGGGAUUGGAAGGACCCCUAUGAGGUGGGCCACAGCAUGGCCUUCCGAGUGCAUUUAUUCUAUAAGAACGGACAGCCCUUCCCUGCACACCGGCCUGUGGGACUAAGAGUCCACAUCUCUCAUGUUGAGCUGGCAGUGGAAAUCCCAGUGACCCAGGAGGUCCUCCAGGAGCCCAGUUCCAAUGUGGUCAAGGUGGCCUUUACUGUGCGCAAAGCUGGGCGGUAUGAAAUCUCAGUGAAGCUUGGUGGGUUAAACGUGGCCUAUAGUCCCUACUACAAGAUUUUUCAGCCUGGAAUGGUGGUUCCUUCCAAGACCAAAAUUGUGUGCCAUUUUUCUACCCUGGUGUUGACCUGUGGGCAGCCGCACACUCUUCAAAUAGUACCCCGAGAUGAGUAUGACAACCCUACCAACAAUUCCACAUCCUUGAGAGAUGAGCACAACUACAGCCUGUCCAUUCAUGAGCUUGGUCCUCCGGAAGAGGAGAGUACCGGUGUCUCAUUUGAGAAGUCAGUGACGUCCAACCGGCAGACCUGCCAGGUAUUCCUGCGGCUCACCCUGCAUUCUCGAGGCUGCUUCCAUGCCUGCAUCUCAUACCAAAACCAGCCAAUCAACAAUGGUGAAUUUGACAUCAUUGUCCUAAGUGAGAACGAGAGGAAUAUCGUUGAGCGCAACGUGUCCACCUCAGGAGUGAGCAUUUACUUUGAAGCUUAUCUGUAUAAUGCUGCCAACUGCACCAGCACGCCGUGGCACCUCCCACCCAUGCACAUGAGCUCUGCCCAGCGCCGGCCCUCCACAGCUCUGGAGGAAGAAGAUGAAGACUCACCCUCUGAGUGUCACACCCCUGAGAAGGUGAAGAAACCGAAGAAGGUGUACUGCUACGUGUCACCCAAGCAAUUCUCAGUGAAGGAAUUCUACCUGAAAAUCAUUCCCUGGCGCCUUUACACCUUCCGGGUAUGCCCUGGAACCAAAUUUUCAUACCUUGGCCCUGACCCUGUCCAUAAGCUGCUCACCCUUGUGGUAGAUGACGGCAUUCAGCCUCCUGUGGAGCUCAGCUGUAAGGAAAGGAACAUCUUAGCAGCCACGUUUAUCCGCUCGCUCCAUAAGAACAUAGGGGGCUCCGAGACCUUUCAGGACAAGGUGAACUUUUUCCAUCGAGAGCUUCGGCAGGUGCAUAUGAAAAGACCACAUUCUAAAGUCACCCUGAAGGUCAGCAGACAUGCCUUGUUGGAAUCGUCUCUGAAAGCCACUCGGAAUUUUUCCAUCUCAGAUUGGAGCAAGAACUUUGAAGUGGUUUUUCAGGAUGAAGAAGCUCUGGACUGGGGAGGGCCUCGUCGGGAAUGGUUUGAGUUAAUCUGCAAAGCACUAUUUGACACCACCAAUCAACUCUUCACCCGAUUCAGUGACACCAACCAAGCAUUAGUGCACCCUAACCCUAAUCGCCCCACUCAUCUGCGCCUAAAGAUGUAUGAGUUUGCAGGGCGCCUGGUGGGCAAGUGUCUCUAUGAGUCCUCUCUAGGAGGAGCCUACAAGCAGUUGGUCCGAGCUCGCUUCACCCGUUCUUUCUUGGCCCAAAUCAUAGGACUGCGUAUGCAUUACAAGUACUUUGAAACAGAUGACCCAGAAUUCUACAAAUCUAAAGUUUGUUUCAUCCUCAACAAUGACAUGAGUGAGAUGGAGCUGGUCUUUGCAGAAGAGAAAUAUAAUAAAUCAGGUCAAUUGGAUAAGGUUGUAGAACUUAUGACAGGUGGAGCUCAAACCCCCGUCACCAACGCAAAUAAAAUCUUCUAUUUAAAUUUGCUGGCCCAGUAUCGACUGGCCAGCCAGGUGAAAGAGGAGGUGGAACAUUUCCUAAAAGGCCUGAAUGAGUUAGUCCCUGAAAACCUCUUGGCUAUUUUUGAUGAGAAUGAGCUUGAGCUGCUGAUGUGUGGGACUGGGGACAUCAGUGUGUCUGACUUCAAAGCCCACGCAGUGGUCAUUGGUGGCUCAUGGCAUUUCAGAGAAAAGGUCAUGAGGUGGUUUUGGACUGUGGUUUCAAGUCUGACACAGGAAGAGUUGGCUCGGCUACUGCAGUUCACCACAGGCUCCUCUCAGCUGCCACCUGGAGGCUUUGCUGCCCUCUGUCCCUCCUUCCAGAUUAUCGCAGCCCCGACCCACAGCACGCUCCCAACUGCACACACGUGUUUCAACCAGCUGUGCCUCCCUACGUAUGACUCCUACGAAGAGGUGCACAGGAUGCUGCAGCUGGCCAUCAGCGAGGGCUGCGAGGGCUUCGGCAUGUUCUGACCACUCUCCCUGCCAUCUGCUCGGCUCCCGUGGCUUCCCGGAACCUCCAGGCGGCGCGCACCACAGACACGAAUGCUGACCCUGACACAGAACCAUCAGCCAGAAGCUGCCGCGUGCCGCCCCCCAGCGUGUGGAGGAGUCAGUCACCCCGCAGCCUAGUCCUUCCCUCGCCCCCUCCCUUCCCGCCUUCCCCGCCACGGCCCCCUUUGGCAGCCCCCUACCCUGAGCAGCUCGCUCGCUCGCAGAGGAGGGUGGGGGCCUGCUGCGCUCGCCCUCGGUUGUCAGAGGAGCUCAGUGGCGGGAGCUGCCCCAACCGCUGAGGGGAGGCGACACAGAGGCUUGGCCUUUCUGGGAGCGCUGGGGUCCUCGCCUUUCCCAGCCACCUCUGCCGACGCUCCGCAGGGGUUCCCUCCAUGUCCCCUUGACCUGGGGUCUGUGAGUCCUUCUCGGGGACAGGUGCCUACGUCUGCUAGCCAGGAGGGGCACACACCCGAGGUGGCCUACAGCGACAGACAGCCUUGAGUUUUGUCUGUCUGCACAACGGCCGGUGCAGGCACGGGACUAGCUCGUGUGGUUACUGAUAGCACCAGUGGGUCCUUUUUUCCUGUGGCUUCAGAACUGGAAAAGGAGCUUUUCUGUGCAAGCAUUUCUGGAAAUGAUCGUAUCAUUCAUAAAGAAGAACUCCCUAGUAAGCUUUUUUUUUUUUUUUUUUUUUUUUGAGUAUAAUAAACCUGUGAGACAGACCUAAGAAUGUGAAAGCUUAGCCAGGCUGUGGCCUCCAGUGCUGAAGGCGAUUCUCCUUUAGUGUUGUGGGGCAUUUCUUGGCAUGUGACUGGCUUGAAGACUACUGAUGCUUGUCCUGAGUUUGUUCUUUACACUGAGUGUGGCUGGCCCUGGCUCCUUACCUCCAACUUGUGCUGUCUGCUAAGAGCUGGGCAUUCUUUAGGUUUCCGCUGAAGAAAAUUUUGGAGCAAGAAAUUAGGACAGUUUGAUAGCAUGCCACUGAUUCCUGGUUCUCUCUGCCUGGUGUUCCCUGGCAGCACUAAGGCAAGGGAGAAGGGAUCAGUAAUUGCUUCUCAGAGGUCCUUAGGGUCAGGACACAAGGGACACACAUCGGGGAGCUGUGUCAGACGAGAAAUGCCUUGCUGUCCCAGUGACUUCCUGUCACUCCCUCAGUUACCAGCAAGGGCACCUCAGGAGGGAGGAAGACAAGUAGGUUCACUGUGGCGUGACUGAAGAGCCUACAGCUGUUUCUUGGAAGAUGGCGACAACCUUUUCCAUUAACGAUUUGAAUGAAGACAUUUUCGAGACUCAGAAUCUCAAUUUCCGAAGUUUCUGUUUCUAAGAAGGCUUUGCUGCAAGCGACCAUUCCCAAUGGGGCUUUCGACUCUGAGAAUAUUAACAAGCCAUCUUUAUUGCCAAAACCAGCAAGUACAAAGAGUCCAGAGAUGAGGCAAGACUUGAGGCCAUGCCUUGGCCUGCUUGAAGCACGUCUGAGCCCUCCUGUUCCCAGGGAUCAUGAGGAACAAGCCUUCCUGAGCUGCUACAGUUCCUGCCUGACCUCACUCCUUCACAGUUGUCAUUUGUCCUUGGCAUGGGUGCUGACCUCAUUCACCCUUGGGGUCCAGGGUCCAGCAUUGGGGCCCUCUGUACCCCAGGGUCCUCCACGCCACAUGGUCACUGUUCUCCUCAGGGACCAGGACAAGGUGCUGCCCCGUGGGAUACGUACAGGCAAGUGUCAUCAUCCCCCUUGGAAGCACAGUGCUGCCCUUUGGGCCCAGAGAGGGAUUCCAGCUGGGGGCACGUGGGCUGGCUCUGCUGUCUUUGGCCGUUGUUCCUCUUCUAAAUCCUGUGUCCCCCGUCCCCUCCCUGCCCCCCCCCGCCCCCCGCCCCUCCACAUACUGAUGCUAGAGUGUGAGUUGAUUUUCUUGGCUCCAUCUGUCCUUUCUCAGCUCUAGUCAUAGCACUUUUCAGGGCAUCCUGGGUAUCAUGGCACCGCAGCUGCAGCCUGCGGUGGUUCUUAGCCCCAGGGUCUUUGUUUCACAAAACCCUUUGGUACUGUUGUGGUUUUGUAUUCUUCCAGUGCUCUCUCUCUCUCUGUCUCCUAACUAUUCAAAAGUAUCUUUGCUCUUUUGCCCUUUCCUUUGACCUUCUGUUCUAAUCCUGCUUUGGAAUUAGCCGGUGUGGGGAGAGGUACACCAUGUCGGAGAGAAGAAAGAGUGCCUGUUACUGGAAGUGUUUCCUAUUCACGUUUCUUAUUUUGCUCAGUUCUUUUAUUUAUGCCCUUGUGGCCCAGGUACUUGGGUGGCCAGCUAACCUCCUGGCUAAUGAAGGAGACCAGGCACCAAGUGAACACCAAGGAAAGUGUCAGCGUGUUUCUAGAACUCCAGCAGAGACCAAGCCCUGCUGCAAAUGUCAGGCCAGACCAAAGGGCCACACAGUUGCGCAGUAGUGUAAAUAUUUUGUACAGUGAAUAAAUGAAUGUUUAAAAGGA